GCGCCCGGCUGGGCAGCGCACCUCGCCUAUAUAAAGUCAGCGCGGGCAUCCUUGCGCACCAGCGAAGGCAGAACGUGUGAAGCGCGAGCGGAGGAGAGAUCCCCGACGGGCGGAGAGAGGAGCGCGGCGGGGCACCCACGGACUGGUCCAAAGAGGAGGCCGACGAGGAGAAAGCCAGCCAGACGAGAGAGCACCCCCUUUUUUUUUUCUUUCUUUCCUCCUGCGCGUUCGGAGCCCCGAUGGCGUCUGCAGCGGUCCAGCUGCUGGGCUUGGCACUGUGCGUGCUGGGCUGGGCCGGAGCGAUCCUGGUGGCCGCCCUGCCCACGUGGCAGGUGUCGGCUUUGAUCGAGGGCCACCUCGUGGUGUCGCAGACCACCUGGGAGGGGCUGUGGAUGGCCUGCGUGGUGCAGAGCACCGGACAGAUGCAAUGCAAAGUCUUCGACUCCAUCCUGGCGCUCAACCCGCAGGUCCAAGCCGGCCGGACUCUGAUGGUCAUCGGGGCGCUGCUGGGGCUGGUGGCGCUGCUGGUGACGGUGAUCGGAGCGCAGUGCACCACCUGCUUGCUCGGGGCCAAGAUCAAGGACUGGAUCGCCGUCGUCGGGGGCGCCCUCUUCGUGAUCUGCGGCUUCCUGGUGCUGGUGCCCCCCUCCUGGUUCGCCAACACCAUCAUCAGGAACUUCUACGACCCCAAAGUCGAGGCGUCCAAGAAGCGCGAGCUGGGCGCGGCGCUUUACCUAGGCUGGGCGGCCUCUGCGCUUCUCCUGCUGGGCGGCACGCUCAUCUGCACCGCCUUUGCCUGGAAGGACGAGGGCGCCCCUUUCCCGGUCAAGUAUGCCGCUCCCCGGCGGCCCGCUGCUUCCGUGUCCAACGGGGAGUACGACAAGAAGAACUACGUCUGAGGAAGGCGGUCGGGGAGCGCGAGGGCUUGUCCGCACUAGGGAUUUAGAGCGCCACCCACCCGUCGCGGGGCCGAUUUUGAAGACACAGGCAGCUUGACAUCGGCCUGGCGAUAGCUGGGGGACCUCCGAAGACGCGUCAAUGCAAGAGUUGGCAGGGAGGAAACUACGAGGGGUGGCUUGUCCUUGGACGAAAACGAGGAUCGGAGCCCUCCUGUCCACUUCUGUGACUUUAGGAAAAAAAGAACUAUUUGGAGGGAGGGGGGAGGAAAACCCAUAUCCGGGACUCUUCAUCGCGUUUAGAAUUCUUCUUUGUAUGGAUUUCAAAUCGUUCUAGCCCGCAUCGAAUGCCCGGCUGCUUUGCUUCCUCAGUGGAAGCCAUCAGGGUGUUCUAGCUCUCUCCUUGUACCCACCUUUCCCCCACUUCUGAACUUAGUUUUUAGAUUAUGUUAGUGGAGAGGGGGGGUUGCCCUCUAAAUAGGAAUCCAAAAAUCAGUGGGUGGGGGCAGUGGGUGGGAGAGGGACUCAGUUUUGUUCUUGUUGUAAGUAUAAGUGGGGGUGUUUCAAUCUUGGGUGUAUUAUGCUGGGAUUCAGGUUUUAUUAGUAAUGUGAAGGUGUAAAAGGUGGGUACUUCUAGAGGAAGCAGUGAAUCUGCACCAGUUUUUGUGGAAUUUUAUUGGGGGGGUGUAUGCGUGGGCACGCAGAGAAGUUCUCUCCCAUUUGUAAACUUCCCAUCUUUUCCUAUCACUACCAUUGUCUUCUCUUCCCCAUCUUUUUAAACACUGGGCAAAACAUCUGGUAAACAAAAUUGGAGUUGGGAAGUUUGGAGAGCAAUUCCGUGUAUGGUUUCUCUUCAAAUACGCUUGGAAUGAAACUGUAGGAUUCCUGUGUUCUUGCUGGUCUUUGCCGGACCAACUUUGAAGUUACCAGGAGCUAGAUCAACCGUUUGCAAUUUGUGCUGUGCUCUGCCUUGUUUGGUUUUUUAAAUGAUGUAACUAUUAUCCUUAAGUUACAGGAUAACAAGAUGAAGUUUGGACUGGACGUUUUGUUUCCAAAUAACCAUUUCAGUAUUGACUUUUUAUUUUUGUGCUCCAAAUAAAGCCCAUCCCAGUUUUAAAAAGUGGUAGAGAACAAUCCGUACGUCUAAGUUGCCGAUUCAGAUUUGGACCUGGUUUUCUUUCCAUUUGCAUUCAUUGCCUUUUGGUUAAGCCUUAAUUCACAUCAGUGGAUUCAGAGCAGGGUACUGUAUUUUAUAUUAUUUCAUACUGUAACUUAAACAUCUGUCUUUACCCACAGUGUUCUCAAAUCAAAGAUCUUGGUAUAUUCUAUAAAUCUGCAUAUUUAUAAUAUAUAUAAAUAUAGAUGAAAUGAUUACAU
Candoia aspera is the source of this 2273-nucleotide messenger RNA. RefSeq names its product claudin 5 (gene CLDN5). Bases 240 to 899 code for a protein of 219 amino acids. Gene Ontology annotation, biological process: cell adhesion; bicellular tight junction assembly. Gene Ontology annotation, molecular function: structural molecule activity. The record is from RefSeq and is a predicted model, not a curated record. The transcript has a single exon. Gene Ontology annotation, cellular component: bicellular tight junction; plasma membrane. NCBI's taxonomy places the organism in Eukaryota, Metazoa, Chordata, Lepidosauria, Squamata, Candoiidae.